Pollicipes pollicipes is the source of this 1837-nucleotide messenger RNA. Its product is annotated as G1/S-specific cyclin-D2. The coding region runs from base 131 to 1054 and encodes 307 amino acids. NCBI's taxonomy places the organism in Eukaryota, Metazoa, Arthropoda, Thecostraca, Pollicipedomorpha, Pollicipedidae. The record is from RefSeq and is a predicted model, not a curated record. The transcript has 5 exons.
UCGGGAGGGGAGGUGCAGCUGGGGCCGCUGCCGACCAUCGACUCGAAACGACUCGAAUCGAGACUCUAGGCUGCUGGCGUUGGGCGCGGCUGAUCGGGCUCGCCUUCGCCGUCUCAGAGCCCGCUGCAGAAUGUCGUGUGACUUGGGCGACAGCUUGCUCUGCUGCGAGACGGGAGUGUUUGGGGCGGAGCCGGUCUGCAAGGCCAUCCGUGACCCGGCCCUGGUCAACGACAGGCGAGUUCUGACCAACUUGCUGGACACGGAGAGUCGCUACCUGCCGUCCUGUUCCUACUUCAAGUGCGUGCAGAACGAGGUGAAGCUGCCAAUGCGGAGGAUCCUGGCGUACUGGAUGGUGGAGGUGUGCGAGGAGCAGCGCUGUCAAGACGAUGUGUUCCCGCUGUCCAUGAACUUGUUGGACAGAUUCCUCAGUGUGACGAACGUAAAAAAGGACCACUUGCAACUGCUGGGCGCAGUCUGUCUGUUUGUGAGCUCCAAACUGCGAGAGACGCGCCCUCUGCCGGCCGAGGUCCUUGUGCAGUGCGCGGACAACAGCAUCACAGUUCCAGACAUCAUUGAAUGGGAACUACUGGUGCUCCACCGGCUGCGAUGGGAAAUCAACGCUGUGACGUCACACGACUUCCUGGACCCGCUGCUCCAUCGGCUGUCUCUCGAGCGGUACCUGCCGCCCUCCAGGGUACCUGACGUGCGGAGACAGGCACAGACCUUCAUCGUCAUGUGCAGUACAGAGUUCAAGUUCAGCAUCCACACGCCGAGCAUGGUGGCGGCGGCCAGCCUGGCGGCGGCCGUGCAGGGCCUGCUGCCGGCUCGGCGGGAGGCCGCCAUGAGCGACAUCUUCAGUCAGCUGCACCGCAUCACCGCCGUCGAAACGGACCUGCUGCGGAGCUGUCUGGACCAGAUCGAGGAGAUGAUCCGGGAGUUCACGGCCGAGCAGACGGGUCGCGCCGCGCCGGCCGGUGGCCACCCCUCGGCCGAGCCGGCGGGGGACUACCAGACCGCCGAGACGCCCACCGACGUGCGAGAGGUGCACUUCUAGAGCGGCUCGUCCACCGGCCCGCCGGCCGCCCGGUGCCCGCGACACGUCAUUGGCUAUGACGUCACACGGGCGCAUGUGGCGGCCGCGCGGUCCCAGGCUGCCAGCGGAGCUCACCAGCGCGCCUGUACGGCAUCGCCCUCUAAUCUAAAGCAUCUGUCGAAAAUUCAAAAGCAUGUGCCUGUUCCGCGAAAUGCCAGUGUCACGUUGCACGACAAACUCCGUAUUUUUCCACCCUCGUCGACAGUGUUUCAUUUUCCUGUUUUCUGUCUGGAUUUUUGUCGGUGCGUGGGAGUCGCGUCUGACCGUACCGGCCGGCUGGUGAGCGCCGCGGACUCGUUCUCGUACCUUGGUGGGGUUUCGGCGUCCCUCCCGCGGCGCAUGCGUCGCGUAGUCACACGCUGUUAGUCGCUGUACAUAUGUGAUACACUACGUCAGAGCAAACGGAGCGUCGAACGUGACGUGAUAGGCGUGUAGAGGAGAGCGCGCCGCUUGUAGAAGCCUUCGAGUACAAAGUCGGCCGGGCGCGCGCGGCGCGGCGCUGCGCGGCCCGUGCGUGCGGGCAUCGGCAGGGCCGCCAGGACCGGCCGCCGCCGCCGCCGCCGCUGCCGGGGGUCAUCGGCCGUGUUUCUGUUUCUGCGAGUAAAUAAACAGAGCGGGCCUCGGACAAUCAUGCGCGCGCCGCCGGAGCGCGCCCCGCACGGCGCCGCCAGCUGACGAGUUGGUCUGCGCCCGCUGGCCCGUGAGUGUGUCUCUGCUGGCCUCCUCUCCUCAAAACGGCGUACU